This is a messenger RNA of Alosa alosa (allis shad), 987 nucleotides long. RefSeq lists its product as uncharacterized. The transcript has 4 exons. The record is from RefSeq and is a predicted model, not a curated record. Lineage: Eukaryota; Metazoa; Chordata; Actinopteri; Clupeiformes; Clupeidae. The coding region runs from base 112 to 987 and encodes 291 amino acids.
AAGCAGAAACUGCGUCUGUCAACACAGUCCUUCAGCACAGGGCUGUGUGUGAUCUGCCGGGCAUCUGUGUAAUACACGGUCUCUUUUAUUAGUCUUUUUGUUGUAUUGAAAAUGACCAAACUCCAGCUGUUGAACGCGUAUCUGACGGAGCGGUUAGGGGAGGUGGUGCGCGAGAUUUUGGAUGUGGUGGAGGACACAGUGUCCGAGUACCUCGAGGAAACGGCGCGGACUCGCCGAGAGAACGACAGUCUCCGGAGACAGCUGCGAGACGCCGUGCUGCUCGCCAAGACGGACUUAUUCGGUCCGGCCCCUGCUGAUGAGGUCUCGGCGGUCAGGCAUGUGGAGUGGACGCCUACAGCUCAUCAGGACCCCAGAAUAAGCCCCGCCCCUCCUGGCGGCGGCCAGAGGCUUAGAGGGGAGGGGUCAGAGGUCACGGCGAAAGAGGAGCCAAUCGAAGAGCCGCUGAGGUGUCCGGAGUCUGAGAGCUUACCCGGCCGUGUCCAUGGAGACGCCUUGACCUCUGACCCCCAGAUCAAAGCAGAGCCCGAGGAGGCCGACAUCACAGUGACCAUCACGACGGACAUGCUGUCCAUGACUCCAGACUCUGCAGCACACACACACACACUCCUCCACGCUUGGGGCGUCCGGCCGCACACACCUUUACACACGCACCACCCCCCUCACUGGUGCAGCAGUGCGGUGUGUGUGGCGAGGUGUGUGUGGGCCACGGGGCACUGCAGCAGCACCAGCGCAGCGGAUCUCACCGACGUCCCUUCGGCUGCGAGUGUUGCGGACGCCGCUUCACACAGUCAGCUGAUCUGCGGCGACACAUGCGCACACACACCGGAGAACGACCGCACCAGUCAAUAUCACACCGAAUUCUCCUUAAUGCAGUUUGGGGACAAGAACAGAGCAAGCCAGCCCCUCAUCUGUGAGGCUCAUGAGACAUGUAGCCCCCUCAUCUGUGAGGGCUCAUGGGACAUGUAG